UCAUAGUUGAAUACUAUGUAGUUGGCCUUUCUCCGCCUGCAAAUAUGAGAAGUUUCUUACACAAAACAGAACACGCGCAACAAAAGACACGGCAUACACAACAUAAUGAGCUACGGCAGCGGCGGAUAUCAACAAGAGAAGCAAAAGAAGGCAGUCGACGCCGGUACGUCAGGAGAAGAAGGAAUCACUUGCGGUGGCUGCGGGAUGGCAAAAUCGAUGGUACUCGAUGACGAUCAUCCUCAUGUUCACAUGGAUCUCCAGGCGUUGCCCGAAGGAUGCAUAGCUAACGUCGUCUCCCUAACGACGCCUCCAGACGCGUGCCGGUUUUCGGCGGUGUCUAGGAGUUUCAUGUCGGCCGCCAAAUCCGACGCCGUUUGGGACAAGUUCCUUCCCCAUGAUAUCCCCUCCAUACUCCCUCACUUCUCCUCCAAGAAGGAGCUUUACCUCACUCUCUGCGAAAACCCUGUCCUCCUUGACGAUGGCAAAAUGAUGUUUUUUCUGGACAAAUGGAGUGGGAAAAAAUGUUACAUGAUCUCGGCAAGGGACCUUAUGAUUGCUUGGGGUGGUAAUCCUGACUACUGGGGAUGGAAUUCUGUUGGCGACUCCAGAUUUGAGGAGGUGGCUGAGCUUAGGUUUGUUUGGUGGCUUGAAAUCCGUGGCAAAAUUGAGACACGGAUUCUCUCCCCAUCCACCGUCUAUCAAGCUUAUCUUGUGUUCAAGUUAAGUGCAAUGGCGGAUGGGUUUGAUCAUGACGAUCCCUUGGACGUCAAGGUAGGACUUCUUGGAGAAGAAGAGGCCGGUAAUAAGCGCACUGUGUUUUUGGACCAAGAAGAAGUAGAAAGGCGGAGACAGAAGACCCCCGUCGGAACCAGUGAAACUCAAUAUCCGAAGAAAAGGACCGAUGGCUGGUUGGAGGUGGAGAUGGGUGAGUUUUUCUGCCCAGGAGAAGAAGAUGGCGCGAUAAUAGAGAUGACUUGUAUGGAGGUUAAGAGGAUUAAGCGUGGCCUCAUUGUUCAGGGGAUUGAGGUCAGGCCCAAGAGAAUGUAGACAGUUUCUUAUGGUGCAUUUUCUAUCACAUGAUGUGUCAACAACAGGACGGGUACUAGAACUUAUUGUAUCGUAACAAUAUUGGCGAAACAAAGGAACUAGAACUUAUUGUUUUAUAACAUUAACGUGACAUCCCAAAACUUAAGAUAUUA
This is a messenger RNA of Pyrus x bretschneideri (Chinese white pear), 1199 nucleotides long. Its product is annotated as F-box protein PP2-B10-like. Bases 106 to 1047 code for a protein of 313 amino acids. Lineage: Eukaryota; Viridiplantae; Streptophyta; Magnoliopsida; Rosales; Rosaceae. Gene Ontology annotation, molecular function: protein binding. The record is from RefSeq and is a predicted model, not a curated record. The transcript has 3 exons.